CGCGCGCUGGUGGGCGAGGACGUGGGAGGCGCCCGCGCCGCGGAAAGCGAGGAUCCGUCCACGCGCGCGCAGUGCCUGCGCGGCAUCGAGUCCGCGCUGGCUGCCCUCGGCGCGGAGGACGUCGACGAGCCCGCAGCAGCAGCCAUUAUGCGGGCGGCGGAGGACGCUAGGGCGCGCGAGGAGGAAAUGCACGAGCGGCUGAACGAGGCUGCCGCACGCGAGGAGGAAAUGCGCGAGCGGCUGGACGAGGCUGCCGCACGCGAGGAGGAAAUGCACGAGCGGCUGGACGAGGCUGCCGCACGCGAGGAGGAACUGCGCGAGCGGCUGGACGAGGCUGCCGCACGCGAGGAGGAAAUGCACGAGCGGCUGGACGAGGCUGCCGCACGCGAGGAGGAACUGCGCGAGCGGACUGGACGAGGCUGC
This is a messenger RNA of Trypanosoma conorhini, 423 nucleotides long. RefSeq lists its product as uncharacterized. The record is from RefSeq and is a predicted model, not a curated record. NCBI's taxonomy places the organism in Eukaryota, Euglenozoa, Kinetoplastea, Trypanosomatida, Trypanosomatidae. The transcript has a single exon. The annotation marks the transcript as partial.